UGGUGGAAGGGAACCACAUCCCUUAUUACGGCCCACGGCAUGGAAGAACUGAUAUGGGAGCAGUACACAGUGACCCUCCAGAAGGAUUCCAAAAGAGGAUUUGGGAUUGCAGUGUCUGGAGGCCGAGACAACCCCCACUUUGAAAAUGGAGAGACAUCCAUCGUCAUCUCUGAUGUGCUCCCAGGCGGGCCUGCAGAUGGGCUGCUCCAAGAAAAUGACCGGGUGGUCAUGGUCAACGGGACCCCGAUGGAGGAUGUACUCCAUUCAUUUGCUGUUCAGCAGCUGAGAAAAAGUGGGAAGAUCGCUGCUAUUGUGGUCAAGAGGCCCCGGAAAGUCCAGCUGGCCCCCCUUAGGAGCAGCCCUCCCAUGGAUCACGAUGACCAGGCUUUCGAGGUCAUCGAUGAGUUUGACGGCAGGAGCACCCGCAGCGGGUACAGCGAACGGAGCUGGCGCAGCAGCCACGGCGAGCGGAGCUACAGCUGGGACGACAGCCCGAGCCGGGGGCGGCCCAGCGACCGCGCGCGCAGCCAGGAGCAGCUGCACAGCCCGGAGGCACGGGACAGCCGGCAGGAGCCCCGGAGCAGCCGCGAGCACCUGCACUCCCGCAGCCCCAGCCCUGGGCGGGGGGACCACAGCCAGCAGGAUGCAGAUAGGCCCAUCGGGGUCCUUCUGACCAAAGGCAAACCCAACGAAGAGUACGGUCUCCGGCUCGGGAGUCAGAUCUUCAUUAAGGAAAUGACCAGAACGGGUCUGGCCACCAAAGACGGCAACCUCCACGAAGGGGACAUCAUUCUCAAGAUCAAUGGAACUGUCACUGAGAACAUGUCUUUAACGGAUGCUCGAAAACUGAUAGAAAAGUCAAGAGGAAAACUCCAGCUGGUGGUGCUGAGAGACAGCAGGCAGACCCUCAUCAACAUCCCGUCCCUGAACGACAGCGAUUCAGAGAUAGACGAUAUCUCCGAAAUAGAGUCAAAUAGAUCCUUUUCGCCAGAUGAGAGAAGGCAGCAGUAUUCUGAUUGUGACUAUCACUCUUCCAGCGAAAAGCUGAAGGAAAGGCCAAAUUCAAGAGAGGACACAGCGGGCCGGUUGUCCAGGAUGGGAGCCACGCCCACUCCGUUUAAGUCCACUGGUGAUACUGCAGCUGCAGAUGGCGCCGAGACCAGCAAGGAACCCAGGCACCAGGAGGAACCGCCAGCUUUUCAACCAAAAGCGCCCCCAAGAACCUUUCUUCGCCCUAGUCCUGAAGACGAAGCCAUAUAUGGCCCUGAUACCAAAAUGGUGAGGUUCAAGAAGGGCGACAGCGUGGGCCUUCGCUUGGCUGGUGGCAAUGAUGUCGGCAUAUUUGUCGCUGGCAUUCAGGAGGGCACCUCGGCAGAGCAGGAAGGCCUUCAGGAGGGGGACCAGAUUCUGAAGGUGAACACGCAGGACUUCAGAGGUCUGGUUCGGGAGGAUGCUGUUCUAUACCUGUUAGAAAUUCCCAAAGGUGAAACUGUGACCAUUUUAGCACAGAGCCGAGCUGAUGUGUACAGAGACAUCCUGGCUUGUGGACGAGGGGAUUCAUUUUUCAUCAGAAGCCACUUUGAAUGUGAGAAGGAAACGCCCCAGAGCCUGGCCUUCACCCGGGGCGAGGUCUUUCGGGUGGUUGAUACACUGUAUGAUGGCAAGCUGGGCCACUGGCUGGCUGUGCGAAUCGGGAAUGAGUUGGAGAAAGGCUUAAUCCCUAACAAGAGCAGAGCCGAACAGAUGGCCAGUGUCCAGAAUGCCCAGAGAGACAAUGCCGGGGACAGGGCGGAUUUCUGGAGAAUGCGGGGUCAGCGGUCCGGCGUGAAGAAGAACCUGCGGAAGAGCCGGGAGGACCUCACAGCGGCCGUGUCGGUCAGCACCAAGUUCCCAGCUUACGAGAGGGUCCUACUUCGGGAAGCUGGUUUUAAGAGACCUGUGGUCUUGUUUGGCCCCAUAGCAGAUAUAGCGAUGGAAAAGUUGGCAAAUGAGUUACCGAACCAGUUUCAGACUGCUAAAACGGAACCAAAAGAUGCAGGAUCUGAGAAAUCCAGUGGAGUAGUACGAUUAAACACUGUGAGACAGAUUAUUGAACAGGAUAAGCACGCACUCCUGGAUGUGACCCCAAAAGCUGUCGACCUUUUAAAUUACACCCAGUGGUUCCCGAUUGUGAUUUUUUUCAACCCAGACUCUAGACAAGGCGUCAAAACCAUGAGACAGAGGUUGAACCCAACAUCCAACAAAAGUUCUCGAAAGUUGUAUGAUCAGGCCAACAAGUUUAAAAAGACCUGUGCUCAUCUUUUUACAGCUACAAUCAAUCUGAAUUCUGCCAAUGAUGGCUGGUUUGGCAGCUUGAAGGACACAAUUCAGCAUCAACAAGGAGAAGCUGUAUGGGUCUCAGAAGGAAAGAUGGAAGGGCUGGAUGAUGACACCGAAGAUCGCAUGUCCUACUUAACCGCCAUGGGCGCGGACUAUCUGAGUUGCGACAGCCGGCUCAUCAGUGACUUUGAAGACACGGACGGCGAGGGAGGCGCCUACACUGACAAUGAGCUGGACGAGCCGGCCGAGGAGCCGCUGGUGUCGUCCAUCACCCGCUCCUCAGAGCCGGUGCAGCAUGAGGAGAGCAUAAGGAAACCCAGCCCAGAGCCCCGGGCUCAGGUGAAGAGGGCUGCUAGCAGAGACCAACUUAGGGACAAUAGUCCACCCCCAACAUUCAAGCCAGAGCCGCCCAAGGCCAGAGCCCAAAACAGAGAUGAAUUCUAUGACUUCUCCAGAUCCCACGAGUACAAGUCAAACCCCUCGGCCGGGACCCCCAAUGAGAUUCUGGUGGGGUCCACCAAGGGUCACCCUCCUCCGGUGGCAGCGAAGCCUUCCUUCAGUGGCCGCUCCAUCCUGAAGCCCUCCACUCCCCUGCCAGCCCCCGAGAGUGAGGAGACCGGGGAGGGCAGCGAGGAGCAGGAGAACGCUCCCAAGUCUGUCCUGGGCAAAGUCAAAAUAUUUGAGAAGAUGGAUCACAAGGCAAGGUUACAGAGAAUGCAGGAGCUCCAGGAAGCCCAGAAUGCGAGGAUUGAAAUCGCACAGAAGCAUCCUGACAUCUAUGCAGUCCCGAUCAAAACGCAAAAGCCAGACCCUGGGCUACCCCAGCACAUGAGUUCCAGACCUCCUGAGCCACAGAAAGGUCCUUCCAGAGUUUACCAGGAAACCAGAGGAAGCUACAGCAGCGAUGCCGAGGAGGAGGAAUACCGCCAACAGCUGGCGGAGCACUCAAAACGAGGCUACUAUGGCCAGCCCGCCCGGUACCGUGACACAGAGCUAUAG
This is a messenger RNA of Elephantulus edwardii (Cape elephant shrew), 3318 nucleotides long. It is a transcript of the gene TJP2, whose product is annotated as tight junction protein 2. The record is from RefSeq and is a predicted model, not a curated record. The transcript is spliced from 24 exons. Bases 40 to 3318 code for a protein of 1092 amino acids. Gene Ontology annotation, biological process: cell-cell adhesion; cell-cell junction organization; protein localization to cell-cell junction. Gene Ontology annotation, cellular component: plasma membrane; bicellular tight junction. Gene Ontology annotation, molecular function: cell adhesion molecule binding. NCBI's taxonomy places the organism in Eukaryota, Metazoa, Chordata, Mammalia, Macroscelidea, Macroscelididae.